AAAUGAUAUCCUUAUGCUUUCUGCCUGCCAACUACUUGCUCAAGGACUAACUAACCUUGCUGUCUUGGCUCUGGAUAGAAGCACUCGUUAAUGCAAGGUACCAAAGUCAAAUAUUUGGCCACGUCCUCCUCUGCUCCGGAUUUCCAAACUUAAUUACUGUGCUCUGUCUUAGUAAGAGCCCAGAGCUAAAGAUGGGCCUUGCCUUCUACCUUGCCCAGCACCUUCCACAGCCCUUACGCUCGUGCCACUGUGGGCCGUAAGGUUCUUCUUGCAGUCUUCAUGCCGCGGCCACGACAAGCCUUCCUCGCCGCGCUGCAAUGGAUGCAUGGCACAGCGGUGCCGUCCAUUUAUCCGAGUCUUUCUGGAUUCUUUCUGGCUGGAACCCUGGACCGGUCUCUAGCAAUAGGAGAGACAGCAGCCCAGAAUACCGGCUCUACCUCGCCCCUGGACUUGCUGGUAAGGUCUUGGUGCCUGGCAGUUGAUAUACCGCGGUGUGGUGUACCCGAUCCGAUAUUUGUUUUUAGCAAACUCUCUGUUCUGUCUCCUGUCCUCCCGUCUGUCGAGUCCAAAACCAUGUCUCUCUUCCACCACCGCAGCCCAGGGUCGCCAACAAACCAUGAACACAAAAAGUGGUUUACGCAUGCCUUGAAGGGCGUGGCGAGGGCCUUCUCCCCACACCACCACCGCCGCCGCCAUCCCCACCACUACGCCCGCCUCCUCACCUCGUCCUUCUCCCUAGCCGACCACGCCGUCGUCGACUGGGACGGCGGCAUGCAGCGGAGGAACCUGAGCGCCGACAGCGUCAGCGAGUCCCAUGUAAGCAAGUACAUACCCAAAGACAACGCAUGGCACAGACGGUUCCGGGAUGGGACGCAUUGGUGAAGACGCUGACCGCGUGGCCCAGCUUCAUCUCAUAUCCCAGGGCGGGCGGUACGACGGCAGCAUGUCUAUGAGCACGUCGCGCCAACCUUCUGGGUCCGAGCUAGUAGUACGCAGCCACCCUCCCCUGUCUAGUAAGUCGGCGUAGUCUAGAUAGACCAGCCAGUCCUACAUUCUUCGGCCCGCAGGGCACA
Lasiosphaeria miniovina is the source of this 1073-nucleotide messenger RNA. RefSeq lists its product as uncharacterized. NCBI's taxonomy places the organism in Eukaryota, Fungi, Ascomycota, Sordariomycetes, Sordariales, Lasiosphaeriaceae. The record is from RefSeq and is a predicted model, not a curated record. The transcript has a single exon. Bases 280 to 882 code for a protein of 200 amino acids.